Messenger RNA from Pieris rapae (cabbage white), 2685 nucleotides. Its product is annotated as carboxypeptidase B-like. Bases 46 to 1272 code for a protein of 408 amino acids. Gene Ontology annotation, molecular function: metallocarboxypeptidase activity; zinc ion binding. Gene Ontology annotation, biological process: proteolysis. The transcript is spliced from 5 exons. The record is from RefSeq and is a predicted model, not a curated record. Lineage: Eukaryota; Metazoa; Arthropoda; Insecta; Lepidoptera; Pieridae.
UUAUGAUUAUAUGAUAAGUUGUUAACAGUGAAAGAACAAUAAAGUAUGAGUAAAGGAAAAACAAAAAUGUUGUAUAUUUUUAUAGUAUUUAAUAUUGUGUUAUGUGUUUGUGGGAAACAUGAAGAGUAUAAGGGAUUUCAAGUAUAUAACAUAGACUUAAAGACAGAAGAACAGCAGAAAAACCUUCACCUCCUAAAGAGUGAUGGAAUAGACUUUUGGAGGAAGCCAUCUCAGAAAUAUGGAGUUGUGGGCAAGGCUAUGGUCCCGCCGUCACAUAGAUUGUGGUUUGAAGACAAAUUAAAGGAACUAGGAGUAGAGAAAGAGAUUGCAAUUAAUGACGUUUUUGAGUACUUAUUGGAAACAGAAGAAGAGUUCAAAAAUGGCAAUUCAUCAUUCGACUUUGACGGAUACUAUAGAUAUGAUAAGAUCAUUGACUACAUGAAAGCAAUUGAAAGUUCAUACGAAAACUCAACUGAUGUAGAAAUUAAAUUAGUAGAAAUUGGGAAAACUGACGAAAGUAGACCCCUCGUCUACUUCAAAAUAGGCAAUCCUACUCGAAAUAACUCAGUGGUUAUCAUAGAAGCUGGAAUAAAUCCACGUGAGUGGAUAACUAUCCCUGCCGCGUUAAACGUUGUGGACAAAGUGAUUCAGCAAAGACGAUUCCUGGAUGGUUUGGACUGGAUAAUUAUUCCAGUGGUAAAUCCAGAUGGUUACGAAUAUACACACACAAAUCUUCGUCUUUGGACGAAAAAUCGAAGCGUGCGCAGCAAUCUUGGCACCAUCUGUCCUGGCGUCAACAUCAAUCGUAAUUUCGACAUUGACUGGCGAAUAUCUGACUCUAGCACGAGCCCCUGCAGCCAUUUAUACGCUGGUACGGAGCCAUUUUCGGAACCGGAAACACGUUUUAUCAGAACACUACACAUGAAGUACAGCGAACGUAUACAACUAUACAUUUCCUUGCAAAAUACAGGUGGCUUCAUUGCCUACCCAUGGCAGUAUGAACGCGCGGCAAGUGGCAUGUUUCGCCAGCACUAUCUUCUGGGUACACAAAUGGUGGAUGCCGUGGGUGGUGACUACAAUCUGGACAUUGGUUCUUUGGCAUUUGGUGAUCGUGCAUCUGGUACUAGUACAGAUUAUCUAACGUUGAAUGGUGUGUUAUAUGCUUUUAAUAUCGAUGUGCAAGAUCAAGAUGUGCAAGUAGAAAAUAUUAAAACCGUUGUAGAUAAGGUUUGGAGAGGUAUAGCUGUUGCAGCAGAAAGUUUUUUAGAAUAAAAAACAGUGGCGUAUCUUUAUUUCCUAGUGUUCCGACUUAACUGAGGUUCAAGCUCACGUGAAACCACAUACUUAUUAAAGUUUUUUUUUGAUACUAGCACCAUGGACGAAAUAUAUGUGAAUGAGUUGUAAAUGUGUCCAGUACUAUAAAAAGAACAAUAAAAAUAUUAAAUAUGCUUUUGCUUUAAAUAUCAUAUAUAGUUAUUUUUUUUAAAUAAAAACGCCUAUCGCCCAUUGUUUACAGUGGGGGCCUUUGUAUCCACGGGGCCCUGGGCUCCAGCUCAAAAAAGCUCUUAAACAGAUUCGCCCCUGCAGUUAGGCGUAUCGGGGCGAUUAGAAAAUUUAUAGAAAUUACACUGACUUUUAAACCAAAGCUGAAAAUCACAGCUAAAAACUUUUUGAACUAAACUGUCGAAGUUGAAGUGGUUACCUUUAUACAGAAGGGUCAAACCACAGAGUUCCCAAGUUUAAUUAAGCCUUAGGAAGACUUCUGAAAACCCUAUUAAAAAAUGUAUUUCAUUAAAAAUUAUUUAAUAAUUAUUACGAUUAAUUCGUCUGAGUCUAUUUUAUUUCUAUCAUCCUUCUAUCAUUUAUGUGAAGUUAGCAGAGCACUUUCCAGCAGAGCACAAAAAAUGAGAGUUUUAGAAAUAGUUCUGGACUUUUAAGCCCAUACUUUUAUUAAAUCGUUUUUUAAGCCAAUUUUCAUCAUAUAGAGGUAUGUUAUCCUAAGAGAAAACGGAGAGUUCUAAUAGAUCUAAUAGAAACCGCGGAGUUCCCAUGUCUAGACCUAAAGGAUUUUUUUUUUAAUUUUUAAAAAAUAGAGUUCUGGUCUGGGCAGUCGUCCUGUCUCUUCAGCUCUCCAGACUUGUACAUAUUGUUUUUUUUUAUUUAGUUAAACCUUUGAAAAUGCUCAUUAUUUCGUUUUCUCAAUAUUUUUGGAUUCAAGUAAUAGCGAACUAUUACAAUUGAAUUUGUUGUUUUAAUGAGAACUUAUUUAUAGAAAUCUAGAAGAAAUUCUUUGUUUUGAUCGGGAAGCUAGCAGAGCAUUUUACGAUUUAAAAGCAUGAAAUAUAUAAUUCUUAAAUAUUAUUAGUAUUUCAUUAACUCUUUCUAACAACUAUCAGGAACUAUAGAACCAUUGUGUGUGCUGCAACACUGAUUUUUUUGCUCUGCGAUAAAGUGCUCUGGUAAGUUCACAAACACCCUUAUAUGCCUGUAAUUUGAGCUCGAUAAAUGAGAUGUGACAUUUUUAUUACAAGUUAUACUUGUUUUAGCUUGUAAGUGAAAAAUGUUCAGAUUAAUAUUUACGACACGCGUCAAAAACCUGAAUAAAUGUCCAUUUCAUUAAUUAAUUAAUUUCGUAAAAAUAUUUUUCUUGUGAUAUUUAAAUAAACUUUAACUAGAUAUUUUUUU